Molecule: messenger RNA, 675 nt
Organism: Fusarium sp. VM40
Lineage: Eukaryota; Fungi; Ascomycota; Sordariomycetes; Hypocreales; Nectriaceae
Source: the annotation of a GenBank genome assembly
AUGCUCCUCCUCUUUACCAUCCUUCUGACAUGCCUUUUCCCAACAGUCACCUGGGCUGGGCCAGCAGUUCAUGCGCUUGCCCUACGUCAGGAUAAACCUCUCCCACGCUGUGACGAUAAGUCCAAAGCUUAUGAGGGUUCAUACAAAGACAAUUCAGGUACCUACGUCACCUCAGACCAGGUGUCUCACCCAUACAGAUUCCCAUUGAUUCGCAAAUGUUGGUGGGACUACUAUGUUGUUGAAACCUCCGUUGAGCCCACCCCGUGGAAGAAAUCAUCCGGCAACGUCUACUGCACUGGCACAGAGCGCUGCGUCGCAACGAAGCUCACGGGAGCUCAAGUUUGUAAAACAAAGCCUGAAAGCCUCAGUGUCAAUGUUGGCUUCGAGAUUGAAAAGUUCAAGCUCGGCGCCGAGAUCAGUCUUACCCAGUCUGAAUCCCGCUGUGUGACGGCAGAUAACUCUACUGCUUGCCAGUGGAAUGAUCAGGGCUGCCACACAGUGUGGACUCAGCAGCAGAUCCUCAGGCAAAAGGGAUAUCGCCGUAAGCGUUGCGACUGGGGAAAGGGCGAUGAGACCCAGUGCAUGGGACUGAUGGGAAAGCCUGCCCUAAACUCUGAGACACUUUGCUUCGUGGCACAGUCCAGAGAUGUCAAGGACAUUUACACGAGGGGUUAA